This is a messenger RNA of Paramecium octaurelia, 404 nucleotides long. The record is from the annotation of a GenBank genome assembly. NCBI's taxonomy places the organism in Eukaryota, Ciliophora, Oligohymenophorea, Peniculida, Parameciidae.
AUUUUUCAUAUUCUACUAAUUAAUAAAUUGUCUUGUAUUUCAAAAAGGUUAAGCAUGAGUAGUUUAAUACAUAAACCAAAGAGAAUUCAAAUAAAUUAUCAACGAAAUUGUUUAGGAUGUCGAAAACUAAAAUUAAUAUUAGCCUCAAAAUAAUAAAAUGACUAUUUCAUAAAUUCAUGUUUAGGUAACAAAACUAACCCACAAGGUUGGUAUCUAAUAUUAAAUCAAACAUUUAAGUAGUUGAUAAUAGGAAAACAAAUAUUUAUAUGCUUGGUGCCAAUAAGAUUAUUCACUCUGUUUUAAAAAAAAUAAAUUUGCUAAUCAGACCAAUAAUACAAAAUCUCACUUUGAUAUCUGGAUUAUGGGAUAAGAAUUUCAAUCGAUAAAAGUAGAAACAAUUAUAG